AAACAAUUCAAGACUCAGUACCUAGCAAUUUGCCAUACCCAAAUGUAACAAUACGCCAAUUGGUACCUUCAGUCUUUCGAUUAAUCGGUCAGGCUUUCUCGUCAUAUACAACAAUCUGUCAUAUCGUCGCGAUUGCAACGAGCCAUUUACAAGGAAGCGCGCUCCCUUCGCCAAUGGCUUCGACACCCAUGGACCUCGACCAUGCCGAUGGUGCUUCGCCAGCGAAUGGAACGCCUAGCGCUUCCCUACACAUCACACGAACUCUGGCGAGCAAUCUCCCAAGUACCUCUGCUGUACCCGACGUGAUCGCGAACUUCAGGCCUACAAAGUUAUUCAAGCGCGACGAAGCAAAAGACGGCCGCCCACACCCCUACGUUCUCAGCCUCGACUACGAUGACCCGGGCGAGCUCCUAAUGACAUCCGAAAGUGAUGAGGCCAUCCAGAUUUACAAGGUUCGAGAAGGACGGCACGAUAAACAACUUCUCAGCAAAAAGUAUGGUGUAAAGCUGGCCAAGUUUACCCGGAACAGCUCAAGCAUCAUCUACGCAAGCACUAAGCAAAAUGAUGCGAUCCGAUACCUAACAACACACGAUAAUGCCUUCAUACGGUAUUUCGAAGGCCACGAAGGCGCCGUCACAAACCUAGCGAUGCACCCCGGGAGCGAUGAUUUCAUCUCAUGUAGUAAGGAUAACACUGUGCGGUUAUGGAACACGAGCACAAGGAAUGCAACGGGCAUACUGCAUUUGAAUUCGCCUUACCUAUCUGCCUUUGAUCCAAGCGGUCAAGUCUUCGCCAUAGGAUCAUCGCAAACCGGACAAGUCCUAAUAUACGAUCAUCGAAAUUUCGACAAGCUCCCGGUCAGCACGUUUGAUAUUGUCGAGGCCUGUAAAUCGGUCAACUUUGAUCAGCUAAUGUCGGGUUGGACAAAGCUAGAGUUCUCCAACGAUGGGCGAAGUAUCCUGUUAGGCACCAAGGGUAGCGGACACUUUCUUCUGGAUUCUUUUGGAGGACACUUAAAGGCCUAUCUGAGAAAACCAGAAGGUCGCACUAGUCGGCUGGCACCCGGCGAGGAUGCUACCAUGAACGGCGGGUGGACCAGCACCAACGUUGAAAGCAGCGGGGAUUGUUGUUUCACGCCGGAUGGCAGGUUUGUUAUCGGUGGCACAAAACAGGGCGUUGUCGUGUGGGAUACACUCGCACAGCCGGACGAGAACAAGGUGUUGUCGCCUGCUCACACGAUAGAAGACCAGAGGCAGGCCGCCGUGGUAGCGUUCAAUCCGCGCUUUAAUUUCUUUUCAACAGCAGAUCAGGAAGUGCUGUUCUGGUUGCCCGAUCCACAUGCCUAGGAGACAUAGGAGGAGGAUACCUGGCUGAAAUAUUGAAGUUUUGAUAAGUAUACAUGCCUGUUAAAUAAUUUACCUGACCCAAUGAUUUCUUGAUUAUGAAUACCGGAUAAUUAGUAUGACUGUACGUAGAUUUGUAGGUAAGAAAUGUUGAGCAUCACGUACU
Messenger RNA from Xylaria bambusicola, 1509 nucleotides. Its product is annotated as WD40 repeat-like protein. NCBI's taxonomy places the organism in Eukaryota, Fungi, Ascomycota, Sordariomycetes, Xylariales, Xylariaceae. Gene Ontology annotation, cellular component: Set1C/COMPASS complex. Gene Ontology annotation, molecular function: protein binding; chromatin binding. The record is from RefSeq and is a predicted model, not a curated record. The transcript is spliced from 4 exons. The coding region runs from base 174 to 1346 and encodes 390 amino acids.